Molecule: messenger RNA, 435 nt
Organism: Naegleria gruberi
Lineage: Eukaryota; Heterolobosea; Eutetramitea; Acrasida; Naegleriidae
Exons: 1
Coding region: 1-435 (144 amino acids)
Molecular function (GO): actin binding
Source: RefSeq, a predicted model, not a curated record
AUGUCAGAAGAGUGGAAGGAUUUUAUUGAAAAAGAAAUUAUUCAAAACGGCAAUGCAACACACGGAGCUCUUGUUAGUAUUUCGGAUAGAGGUGUUUGGGCAAAAACAUCAAAUUUUUCAAGUGAUCCUAAUCUAGGAGGUGAAGAAUGUUCAACAGCUUGGUUGGAUAAUGUUUUGGAUGUUAUUGAAAAUCCUGACAUUUUGAAUGAUCAAAAUGUUGUCAAGAAUAGUGUACAAUUAUUGAACAAACAAUUUAUUGUUACUAAUGUGAUAAAAGAUCGUGUAUUAUGUGGAAAGAAUGGAGUGGAGGGAUGUUAUUUAUUUAAAACAAAUCAAGCACUAUUGGUUGUCAUGUAUGGAAUUUCAAACGAACCAGCGGAGUGUUAUUUGGAUUGUGAAAACUUUUCAAGAUUCUUAAUUUCUCAAGGAUUGUAA